GUCGUCCCCCACAUUACCCGCUUGUUUGUCUUUGUUCUUGCAUUCGUCCUCCUCGCAGCUGUCGACCAGCCAUGUUCAUUUCGAAAGACAAGGGCAAGGCACCGCUAUCUUUGGAGUUCAUCGUCGUCGGGGGCGGCGUCGCGGGUCUCGCUGCUGCCGUAGGCCUGCGACGCGCAGGCCACAAAGUCAUCGUCUUGGAAGAAGAAGAAGAAGGCACGCAGGACCGUAUCAGCGGUGGCUCGCGAUCUCCCCCAAACAUGACGAAAGUUCUGCAACGCAACUGGGAUUUGGGGCCUGAAUAUGCCAAGAUCGCUACCCACUCAGAGAAUGUGGCUGUUUUAAAUUAUCAUACUGGAGAUCUUUAUGGGACCCACCACUGGGACGAAGAACUGAUGCAGCAAACCGGAGGGAACUACACCACUGUGCACCAUGCGGAUCUAUGCAGACUCCUUGCCAAGAGUGCUGCCUCGCAGGGGGCGCAAAUAAGGAAGAAAGCCAAAGUCGUCUCGGUAGACGGCGGAAGCCUCAAGAAAGGCGAUCGACCAUCCGUAUCGCUGGCCUCGGGAGAGAAACUCAGCGCUGAUGUCAUUGUCGGUGCUGAUGGCGCAGAUAGCACCGUGCGGCGCUCUUUGCUCGGGGACACCCCGCUCGGAGAGCCUACUGGGCUGUUAUCAUGGAAUACCACAGCACCAUGGAGUGAAGUAGAGAGUGAUCCUGAGCUUGAGUAUUUCAGGAGGAAAGACACAGUUUAUACGCACUACGGAGUUGCCUACGCAUCUCUCUUCUACUACGUGGAAGGACCCGGGGGUGAACGGAGUCUCGCCUUGCACUUCUGGACGCCAGACGACGGCACGCUAAAGGACCCAGGUAGAGGCUCCUGGCGAGACCCUUUCCCGUCCUCUGUUUUGGUGAAAGCAUUGGGGGAAGCUGACCCAAGGCUAAUAAAGCUGGCCAGGGCAGCGAAACCUGCUGUGUGCCUACGCUCCUUCAUCCCGCCCCCCAUUGACUGGGUAUGCCCGGACGCAGCUGCCGUCCUAAUCAGCGAAGCAGCCCACCCACUCCCCGCGGCUUCCGUCCAACAGCAUGGCAUGGCCAUUGGCGACGCCGCCUGCCUCUCCGAGCUAUUCCGGCACAUGACCGCGUACGAUCAACUCCCGCAAUUCCUCGAGGCGUUCGAGGACGUCCGCCGCCCGCGCGUCGCCGACAUCUGCGAGAACGAAGUCGGCAACAUCCGUUUCAUGACCUGCCCGCCCGGCCCCAUGCAAGAAGCAAGGGACGCUGUCAUGAAGGCGGCGACGGACAAUGGCAAGGGCGUGCUCGAGGGCGAAGAGAUGUAUGACGCGAUAUUGAAGGUAUUUGCGUACGACCCGGUGGACGCCGCGGCGGAUUGGUGGGUGCAGUGGGGGAUGCUGAAUGAGAGGGCAAAGGGGAGGGUCGCGGAGAAUAUGGUGCCGCUGGAUAUCGCGGUGGAGCAGACGACGGGGGCAUAAGGCCCAAAUCAACGCUGUAUGCAUGUCGAAAUGUUGUGUCCUUGCUUAAAUAUAAACCAACCGGAUUCUCAAGACC
Molecule: messenger RNA, 1566 nt
Organism: Gloeophyllum trabeum ATCC 11539
Lineage: Eukaryota; Fungi; Basidiomycota; Agaricomycetes; Gloeophyllales; Gloeophyllaceae
Product: FAD/NAD P-binding domain-containing protein
Exons: 10
Coding region: 72-1490 (472 amino acids)
Molecular function (GO): FAD binding; monooxygenase activity
Source: RefSeq, a predicted model, not a curated record